AUGGAUCAGACUCGAGAGGAACGCAUGCGAUCGCGCAUGCGCGGUGCUGCACGCCACCAAGUUCAGAAUGCAGACUUCGGUGAUCUGUUCGCGAUCCCUAUCAUCGCACCCGAUGCCGAAUCACAGCCAGAGCCAGAGCCCGAACCUGAACCUGAGCCCGGAACCUCAGAACCGGCAGCUCCUUCGUCAGAACCAGCAGUUCCCUCGCCAACCCCAGCGCCAAUCCAGCGUAUCAGCCCAAAUACGUCAGCAAAGAGGCGGCGGCUAGACGCUCAAGGCACUGCCGCUCCAGUGCCACAAUCACAUUCGCAAGUCCAGCCACCACGGCGCUCGAGCUCCGCAACUCGGCGGUCACCACGACUUUCUCAAUCUCCUACCAAUCAUAACCCUCACGAACUGGCCAAUGCUCCUGCCUUGGCGGAUGAGCACGACGUCCUCCCAAAACCCACUCCUCCAAGUCGUGCGUCAGCCACGCGCGCAUCGGGCAGCAGGUCUGCACCUUCACUGUCAGCAGCGCGCAACUUGCCAGCACAUUCUUCGCCCCUCUCAAUAGUACAGCAUGCUGAGGAGGUGGGCGAAAGCCCGGCUGACCAGCCCGGCAGCGGCCAACGAAGGAGGCUACGGGCCAUUCCAGCCGUGACAUCCAGCGCACUGCUACAGUCGGCCCUACGGGCCGACGACUAUGAUGCCCUCGAAGGCUUGAUGCCAUCCUCGUCGCCCUUGACGCGGAAGUCAAGGAAGAGUAUUGCACCAACCACAGCCUCGGCACCAUCGACCCGGACGAGCCUACGGAGGAGCACUCGGUUGUCUGGCAGUAGCGAUAAUGGGGUUAACGCGCUCUCAUCGGACAUGCUAGCACCUUUUGAGGAUAUUAGCCCUUCGAAAGCGCGAAGGAACCACCAGCCCUCGGAAUCUGAGAUCGAAGAGGUUGAGGAGAGCGUUGUAGAUCAGACCGCAGCUGAUGACGCUGUGGAAACUCAAGCAGAGGAGGUUGAUGACAGAGAAGCUGCGCGUCAUCUCGGCCGGAAACGUCGACGGAGGGAUAAGGCCGCAUCACCCGAGUUGAUGUCAGAGGAAGUCAUAGAUGAACCAAGUGCGAAACGCUCUCGCGCAGUUCCGCCGCCGAAGCCGAAGAAGAGGUCGCCAGCAAAGCAAAAGCAGCCGAAAAUGCCGCGAGCGAAACCAAGCAAGCAGACGUCAGCACACAGGAAAAAGAGCGGAGAUGCCGCACAGCAACCAAUAUCGGUGAAGAUCCAAAGAUUCACGAAACCUAGACGCAUUGAUGAGGACGAUCCGGAAGCGGAUGACAUCCUUAAUACAGAAAUACCGUUCGCGAACCGAGGCGGUGUUAACGCCGUGGAUGUCUUGGCCCAGAUGUGCGAGGAACUCAUCAGUACCAGUCUGCAGAAUCUCAAGGACAACUUUGAUAAUGCACAGGACGCCGCUACGAAGAAGGAACUGCGGGUGAAACUGAGAGCUUUAGAGGCCUUCCAAGAAGAGUUGAGGACUCGUUUCUUGGAGCACACAAUCGCUCUUGAUGCACUGUACGCGCUGAAGAAGCGCGUUCGCGAAGCGCAAAAGAACAGGCUGCAGUUGCGGGAGAGAAUCAUGCAGAUAAGAGCAGAAAGGGAGCAGGUCGCCCUUCGAAUGGAUGCUGUCAGGAUGAAGCAUGAAGAGGGCGGCAAGGAGGCUUUGCACAAUAUCAAAUUAUCAGCGGCGAUGCACGACGUUGAUCUUGCGAUCGGGCAGGGCAGGGCCGCCCCUGAUCUUUCAGCCAAAGACCAGAAAACGGCAGAACUCGCGAAUCUGGAGUUGCUCAUCGACAGGGUCACAGAACAGGCCUGCAGCGGUGGUCCUGCGGGAGGCAACUUGAGGUAUAUCAAGAGCUUCAAUGCGUUCCUGGAGCGUACUGCCGCCGCGCUAUAA
Molecule: messenger RNA, 1926 nt
Organism: Diaporthe amygdali
Lineage: Eukaryota; Fungi; Ascomycota; Sordariomycetes; Diaporthales; Diaporthaceae
Exons: 4
Coding region: 1-1926 (641 amino acids)
Source: RefSeq, a predicted model, not a curated record